AUGAUCAAUUUAAUUACAAGAGAAAUAUUGAGAAGAAAGAUAGUUGAGAGCAAGAAGGAGAAGAAAUAACAUUUCUUAAUGGCCACUUGAAUCAUUGAUACAGCAAUUUUGUUCACUUUCAACUGUUCUCAUGUUUUUCAUUCAAUAUUAGAUUUUUUCAAAUUUCUGAGCUUCCCCAUCUUUUAUAUUAUUUAUUAAUCAAUUCAAUGGCCAAUUUACAGGCCAAAAUUGUUUUCGUUAUUGCCAUUUGUUUGACAAUCAAUUCAGCCAAUGGGAUUACGAGACAAGAUUUAUUUCCCUUUGCAGGACCAGAUGACGAAGUGUUAACUGGCAAAGAUGAAGGAUCAUCUCAACAGAUUAAACUUUCUUCUAAUGUAAUCCUUUUUGAAAGAUCUUAUGAUUUCCUUUUUGUCAGUAUCAAUGGAGUUAUAUCAUUCCUGUCUGAUGCUGCUAACUACCUUAACUAUGCUUUGCCUUUAAGUAUUCCUAUGAUUGCUCCUUUUUAUGCUGACAUCGAUACUCGGAUUACAGGAAAAGUUUAUUAUCGACAAACAACAAAUCCUGAUCAGUUGAACCUUGCCAAUGGAUACAUCAGUUCGGUAUUUACAUCUGGCUUAAACUUCCAAGCUAACAGUCUAUUCAUCGCAACUUGGGUUGACGUUGGUCCAUAUCGAAACAAUUUGAGUUUUAUUGACCCAAACAAUGAAAAAAAAAAUACAUUUCAAGUUGUUAUUGCGACAGACGGCAAGGAAUCAUACGCAUUCUUCCUUUACCCUCAAAAAGGUAUAACAUGGGCCAAAAGUGAUACCAAAGAAGCUCGUGAACCUGCCUUAGCGCAAGUCGGAUUUAUUGACUUAAAUGGAUACCAGUUUUAUCCUCUUGAUGUCUCAGGAACCAGUAGGACUCUCAAUUUAGAUAGAAUGUCUAAUAUCAAAGAGGCGGGAAUCUUCAUAUUCCGUAUUGGUAAACUUGGUGUUUCUGGAGGUGUUAUUGAACCAGAUCGACCUUCAUCAUCUCGUGAAUCUGAUGUUGUACCAUCAGACGUUAUGGAUCGAUGUGAAACAACUUUUGAUCCUUGUCCACCUGAAGCGCAUUGUGAACAAUAUUCAACUGGCUUUUGCUGUAAAUGUAAAGAAGGUUUUAUUGGUAACGGAAGACAGUGCAUUAAAUCAGACACAUUAGAUACAUCACCAAUUCGUUUGGUAGGCCAGGUUCAUGGAACAAUUAAUGACCAAAAAAUUGGAGACGCUGACAUCUAUGUCUAUGCUGACGUUAACUCAGGUCAAAUUUACACAACAAUCAGUCGAUUGCAAAACAUACAACCCAGUGAUUUUCAAUCAUUGAUUCCGUUAACUGACCUAAUUGGUUGGUUAUUUGCAAAAGGACAACCAGGAACUGUAAAUGGGUUCAGUUUGACAGGCGGAGUUUUCAAUAGAACUGCUAGAAUAACUUUUCCUCAGACCGGGGAACAAGUGACUGUUAUUGAGCGUUAUCUUGGACUUGAUGUUUUCGGUAAUCUUAAGAUGGAUAUAGUAAUAACAGGAAAUUUACCAGCCAUUCCAAUGGGCUCUAGAGUUGAAUUUGAUGAUGCAAUUGAAGUUUAUGCUUCUAAAGAACCAGGAAUGUUCACUAGCUCAUCAGGUCGUUCAUAUAGGCUCACUGGAGCUUCCAUGGAUAUACCCAUUUCAAUCGAACAGGAAAUUCAGUUCACGUCAUGCGCUUAUGCACCAAAAGAUCAACAAGUUAAAACAAUUAAAAUCUCAGCAAAUCGGUAUAAUAUUGAUGUGCGAACAAUUCAAGAUCCAAUUCGAUUUACGGCUGAAUAUUCGGUUGUGCCACCAGAUGACAAUCCUUGCAAAAAUGGCAACGCUGUUUGUGGUGCUAACAGUCAAUGUGUAGUUGAUGGGGAAAAUUAUCGUUGUGUUUGUAAUCCAGGGUUUCGAAGUGAUGACCAAUCUGAUCCAAACAGUGUCAGACCAUUGUGUUUAGAUAUAGAUGAAUGUUUGACAAACCAAUCUCGCUGUCAUAAAGAUGCUCGGUGCCAAAAUCAACCAGGAAACUAUCGCUGUAUUUGUAAUGAUGGUUUUGUCGGUGAUGGAUACCGAUGUCGACCUCAAGAUUCAAUGUGUGGUGAUAAAUUUUGUGAUCCUAAUGCUGACUGUUUACCUUCUACUGAUGGAUCCAAAAAGUGCAUUUGCUUACCAGGUUUUACUGGUAACGGAAUCAUUUGUCGUUCCGUUUUAGGUCAACCAGGAUCACCUAAUGCUUGUCCAGCUGAUUUACGUUGUGAUCGUAAUGCUCAAUGUGCCAUUAAUCCAGUCACUAGAGAAUAUGGUUGUGUUUGCAAUCCAGGCUUUACUGGUAAUGGUUUGGUUUGUGAAUUGGUCGGAAAAGUUUGUUCGAGUGAUGCCAAUUGUGGGGAGAACGGACAAUGUAAAACAAGCAAUUCUGGAGUUGGAUAUUGUGUCUGCAAACAAGGGUAUUAUGGCGAUGGUUACACCUGUAUCAGGACAACCGAGCCAAAGCAAAUUGAAAACUGCUUUACAAGUAAAAUAUGUGAUAUUAAUGCUGUCUGUAAUGACUUACCCAACGGUGAAACUAAAUGCAUUUGUAAUGAAGGAUACACUGGAGAUGGACGUACUUGUGCAAUUAUAUCAGAUUGUAAAGAAGACUCUGAUUGUCCGGCUUCAUCUAAGUGUGACCCACUACCAGAAAUUGUUGACGGUGGAAGAUGUACUUGUAUUCAAGGUUUCGCCAUGAUUGAGAACACUUGUGUUUCGAACGAUAAAGCUCCUUGCAAUAUUGUUAAAAAUUGCCAUGCAGAUGCAGCAUGUAAAUUCAAUUUAGAGGAAAAGCAAUUUAAAUGUGAAUGCAAUAAAGGUUUCAAAGGUGAUGGUAAAAACUGUGAAUCCACUCAAAUACCAUGUAAUGUUUUGAAUACUUGUGGAUCUCAUGCUGCUUGUAAUUACAAUCCAAUAGAGUUGGGUUAUCGUUGUAUGUGUCUAUCCGGUUAUAUUGGCGAUGGUUACACUUGUGUACCUUCAUCAUCAUGUCGAGAUUAUCCAUAUCAAUGUCAUCGAGAUGCUGAAUGUGUUUUCUCUCCAACAACUCGUGAAUACAAAUGUCGAUGUAAUAAUGGCUUUUCCGGAGAUGGACUCGAUUGUUCACCAAACAAUCGGUACGAUGGACCUUAUUUAGUUGCUGUCCAAGGAAUGUCUUUUGCUCGUCUACCUAUGGCACCUGGACGUCAGGGUGAAUUUCUUUUCGUGUUGAACAAUAAUUUACCAGUUGGAAUUGCUUUCGAUUGUGCAAAAGGCUCACUCUAUUACACAGACAUUAUUGACAAAGCUAUAUCAAAAGCUGGUCUAAAUGGAUCUCAUGACAUAACAAUUCUUACUGGCUUAAUUUCACCAGAAGGAUUAGCUAUAGAUUGGAUAAGUCGUAACAUAUAUUGGACUGAUUCGCUGAAAAGAGCUAUUCAAGUCUCUCGACUAAAUGGAUCCUCUGUAAGAACUUUAAUCAGCGACGAUUUGGUCAAUCCUAGAGGAAUCGCUCUCCAUCCAGGUUUAGGUAAAAUGUACUUUACUGAUUGGAAUAGAGCAGCACCAAAAAUUGAGAUGGCAAAUAUGGAUGGUACUGGAAGAGUGGUUCUUGUUUCUGAAGCUGUUAAACUGCCAAAUAUGCUUGCUAUCGACUAUAUGACCAAUGAACUGUGUUGGACCGAUGCUGGUCUCAAAAGGAUCGAGUGUAUUGAUCUUUAUGGUUCUAAACGUAGACUAGUCCAUUACACUUCUGGUUAUCCCUUCGACUUGGCCAUUGUUGAAGAUUACAUAUUUUGGACAGAUUGGGAAACGAAUAAUGUCCACAGAGUUGGUCGCAAUGGAGGCAAAGAAGAAACCUUAAUGAUACCUAAAGGAUCAAAUGGACGGCUUCAUGGUAUAGUGGCUAUGGCCGAAGCUUGUCCGGCGAUGAGCAAUCCAUGUAGAAUCCGUAAUGGAGGCUGUAAACAUCUAUGUUUACCGUCUGGUCCUCGAUCACGAACCUGUGUUUGUCCAGAUGAUGAUGGAUCAGGUGAAGAAUGCACUUUGAUGUUACCACCGCUACCAAGACCAUCCCCAUCUGGAGUUGGAAUUAUUGGGAUUGGAUAAAUUGAAAUUCUAUAAAAUUUAAAAUUUUAUUUUCUCACGCCUUUAAAUCCUAGACAAUUAAGUAUAAUUGCAUUCGGUUGUAUCAAUUUUCAUUUUCUAAUGCAUUUUCAAUCAUUGCGCUGAAAAUCUUCAUUCUUACCUCUGAUGAUUUCAAUUAAGUUGACACAUUUACUGUUUAAAAAAAUAAACUAAUAGUAUUGCUAAUAUUGAAUGUAAAA
Tetranychus urticae (two-spotted spider mite) is the source of this 4366-nucleotide messenger RNA. RefSeq names its product Nidogen (gene Ndg). NCBI's taxonomy places the organism in Eukaryota, Metazoa, Arthropoda, Arachnida, Trombidiformes, Tetranychidae. Gene Ontology annotation, molecular function: calcium ion binding; Wnt-protein binding; Wnt receptor activity. Gene Ontology annotation, cellular component: plasma membrane. Gene Ontology annotation, biological process: canonical Wnt signaling pathway; cell-matrix adhesion. The record is from RefSeq and is a predicted model, not a curated record.